Eremothecium cymbalariae DBVPG#7215 is the source of this 918-nucleotide messenger RNA. RefSeq names its product exosome non-catalytic core subunit RRP45 (gene RRP45). Gene Ontology annotation, biological process: U1 snRNA 3'-end processing; U5 snRNA 3'-end processing; nuclear polyadenylation-dependent mRNA catabolic process. NCBI's taxonomy places the organism in Eukaryota, Fungi, Ascomycota, Saccharomycetes, Saccharomycetales, Saccharomycetaceae. The coding region runs from base 1 to 918 and encodes 305 amino acids. Gene Ontology annotation, cellular component: nuclear exosome (RNase complex); cytoplasmic exosome (RNase complex). The record is from RefSeq and is a predicted model, not a curated record. The transcript has a single exon.
AUGGCCAGGGAUUUUGAGAUUUCAAAUGUCGAAUCUUCGUUUAUUCUGGAUGCAUUGAGACAAAACCUCAGGCUUGAUGGACGAGGGUUUGAUCAAUUUCGAGAAGUUAAAAUAGAAUUUGGUGAUGAGUAUGGAGAUGUUACCGUAUACCUUGGUGAAACGAAAGUUCACUGUAGGACAACCGCGGAAAUAUCACAGCCUUACGAUAACCGGCCAUUUGAAGGGUUGUUUCUAAUAUCUACAGAGAUGUCUCCCAUGGCUGGUACUCAGUUUGAACAUGGAAAUAAUACUGGAGAAGAUGAGGUUUUAAUUUCACGAAUAAUCGAAAAAUCCGUACGGAGGUCAGGUGCAUUGGAUCUAGAGGGCCUAUGUAUUUCAGCUGGCAGCAAAUGUUGGUCUAUUAGGGCUGACGUCCAUUUUUUAGACUGCGAUGGAGGUUUCAUUGAUGCAAGCUGCAUUGCAGUGAUGGCUUCUCUUUUACACUUUAGAAAGCCAGAUGUUACGGUGUUUGGUGAGCGGGUAACUGUCCAUUCUAUAGAAGAACGAGAAGCCGUGCCAUUGGGCAUUUUACAUAUUCCAAUAUGUGUUACCUUUUCCUUUUUUAAUCCAGACGCUACGGAGGAAAACAUCAAGGGUGAUUCCAAUAAGGAGAUUUCCAUAAUAGAUGCCAGCUUAAAAGAAGAACAUCUCAGAGACGGCGUUCUCACAGUUACAUUGAAUAAAAACCGAGAAGUGGUCCAGGUGCUGAAGGCAGGUGGCUUACCAAUGGAUGCAUUGACAUUGAUGGAGUGCUGUCAGAAGGCCUACCACAUAACCGAAACUAUAACAACCCAAAUUCUGGACUUGAUAAAGGAGGACUCACUCAAGAGGAAUAAACAUUCAACAAUGUUAAGUGCUGAAAAUCCCCGUGAGUCCUAG